Messenger RNA from Aphanomyces astaci, 675 nucleotides. RefSeq lists its product as hypothetical. Gene Ontology annotation, biological process: N-terminal peptidyl-glycine N-myristoylation. The transcript has 3 exons. Bases 1 to 675 code for a protein of 224 amino acids. Gene Ontology annotation, molecular function: glycylpeptide N-tetradecanoyltransferase activity. Lineage: Eukaryota; Oomycota; Saprolegniomycetes; Saprolegniales; Verrucalvaceae. Gene Ontology annotation, cellular component: cytoplasm. The record is from RefSeq and is a predicted model, not a curated record.
AUGGUCGUGCCAAGACCAGGGAUUGCGAGUACUACUCAACUCGCGACCACUCAACUCCACCACCGCAGCCUCCACACCAAGAAGUGCGUCGAGGUUGGGUUUGCCUACUGUCCCCCGAACGUGUCACUCACGUCGCUAAUCAAAACCAACAAACUUCCAGACGUGACGUCCAUCGCUGGCUUUCAGUCGAUGCAGCUGCACCAUGUCUCACAAGUUACAACACUUCUCAACACUGACCACGCCAAAUUUGACUUGUCCCUCCACUGGACGGAGGCGUCCGUCGCCCACUGGCUCCUUCCCCGGUCGAACGUCGUGGAUGCCUUCGUUGUAGUCGACGUCGGCACGAACCGUGUCACAGACUUUUGCUCGUACUACCACGUUCCCAUGUCCGUGCUCAACCAUCCCCAGCACACGACCAUCUACACGGCGCAGUCUUUCUACAACGUGGCGACGUCUGUGCCGUUGCCCGACCUUGUGCGGGAUCUGAUGGUCAAGGCCAAAGCGAACAACAUGGACAUUUUCAGUGCCGCAGACAUCAUGAACAUGGACGAGGUGUUGGCCCCCCUCGGGUUUGAAGCUGGGGGCGGACACUUGCACUACUACUUGUUCAAUUGGCGUUGCCCGCAGAUGACUCGACGCAACAUCGGGUUGGAUGGUCAACGAGCUAUCGAUUGA